Pungitius pungitius (ninespine stickleback) is the source of this 5365-nucleotide messenger RNA. It is a transcript of the gene prdm2b, whose product is annotated as PR domain containing 2, with ZNF domain b. Gene Ontology annotation, cellular component: nucleus; chromosome. NCBI's taxonomy places the organism in Eukaryota, Metazoa, Chordata, Actinopteri, Perciformes, Gasterosteidae. The record is from RefSeq and is a predicted model, not a curated record. Gene Ontology annotation, biological process: regulation of transcription by RNA polymerase II. The transcript is spliced from 7 exons. Gene Ontology annotation, molecular function: DNA-binding transcription factor activity, RNA polymerase II-specific; histone methyltransferase activity; chromatin insulator sequence binding. The coding region runs from base 16 to 5097 and encodes 1693 amino acids.
CCUGUACUGCAGACCAUGGCUAUCAUCGGAGGUAAAGUGGAAACUCUGGAGGAAAUUCCAAGUCAUGUGUGGAAAGGUCUACCCGACGGUUUGAGCCUUGGACCUUCUGCUAUAAAUCAAAGCCGCGUGGGCGUCUGGGCCACUCAGUCCAUCCCAAAAGGCAAGAGGUUCGGCCCAUUUGUUGGGGAGAAGAAAAAAAGGUCCCAGGUGACCAGUAACGUGUACAUGUGGGAGGUUUACUUCCCAGCAAGGGGCUGGAUGUGUGUGGACGCCACAGACCCCGCCAAGGGGAACUGGCUGCGAUACGUCAACUGGGCCCGCUCUGGUGAGGAGCAGAACCUUUUCCCCCUGGAGAUCAACCGAGCCAUUUACUACAAUGUUUUACGGCCUAUCGGGCCGGGCGAGGAGCUGCUGGUGUGGUACACUGUCGAAGACAACCCCGAGAUAACAGCUGCACUGGAGGAAGAAAGAGCCAGCAGUCUGAGCAGGAAAAACUCACCCGGGGCGAAGCGAGCCAGAAGAAAGCUGCCUGAAGGAGCGAGCCACGCUGGUUUGGGUGGAUUCAAGAAAGGAAAACCGACUUCCAACGAGAUGUGGGAUGGAGAAGAAGGUCCAAAGGAGGAGGAGGAGGACGACGAGAGGCCGUCAACCGCAGGGCCCUCGCAGCAACUCCAGGAAACUCUUCCCAUGAGAAGCACUGAGCGUAACAAUGUAGAAGACAUGGCAAUGACUCAAAGAGGAAACGAGGAAGAGGAGGAUGCUGAGGAUUUGGCGGAUCAGCGUUCACCUGCAGCUGAUUCCAUGCAAAGUAAAUCGGGUUCAUUGAUGACAUGCCCCGAAGGAAGCCAUAAGGAGCCACAGGGACAGGUUGACUCGUCCUCACUUGCGGGACAGGAACCACAGGUUGAUCCUGAUCCUGAUCUCGACCCCGACCCGGAUGACCUCGAGGGCGACCCCCACGGAGAGUCGUAUCCCUGCCAACACUGCGAGCGCCACUUCUCCACCAGGCAGGGUCUGGAACGUCACAUCCACAUCCACGCCAUCACUAACCAGCAAACGCAACUGUUCAAAUGCCGGUACUGCAGCAAAUCCUUUGGCUCACAGGUGGGGCGGCGGCGGCAUGAAAGGCGGCAUGAGAGUGGGCUGAAGAAAAGGCCCGGCUCUCUGGCGGGCACCGCCAGUCUGCUCAGUCCUGCGAUGCUGACCGAUGCCUCGAGCCCCGACUGCACCAGCCCGACGAGUCAGUGCAUAGCCAUAGGUUCCCAGUUUACUGGAGGGCCGUCUCUGCACAACUCUGAGCUGCAGAGAAAGGAGUCGAGGCCUUAUGCCGACCGUCCUUUUAUGUUGGAUGAGAACGGCGAGUCGAAGGAGCUCCAUCCUUGCAAGUACUGUAACAAAGCGUUUGGCACACACACAAACAUGCGCCGGCACCAACGUAGAAUACACGAACGGCACUUAUUACCAAAGGGAGUUCGCAGGAAAGGCAUGCUGCUCCAGGAGGCCUCGGCGCAGAAGAAGCAGCAGCAGCAGCCCGGCGAGUCACCCAGCGCCAGCCCUCCGCCCGUCUACGUGCCCAGCGCAGACACCGAAGACGAGGUGGACCGGGAUGAUUACGCAGUCGACAUAUCCAAAAACAUCUCUGAGAAUUUGAGCUUCUAUAUUGACGGCAAGAUUGUGUCCACCAGCUCAGUGAGCAGCUGUGAGGUGAUCGAGGUGGACUCCAGAUCUGCGGCUCUGUUUGGCCUGGACACGGUCAUCAUCGGUCCAAAUCAGAUCAGUCAGGCGCUGAAGGCGGAGGGCCGAACCAGUGCAGCGAAGCAAAUCUCCAGCAUCGGGCAGCCGGCUGCCAAAAGAAGAACGUCCACCCCCCCGUUUGUCCCCAGCCUUAAGGUCGAGACCGAGUCGGCAUCGCUCACCGCCUCUUCUUCGUCGUCUUCAUCAUCCUCUACAUCUUCCUCGUCCAACCUGCUCGUGGGUGGGUUGUUCCAACAGGCUGCCGACUCGUCUGCGUUUCAACGGGAGAAAACGGUCUAUCUCUCACCGAAGCUCAAACAGCUCCUUCAGACACAAGACAUUCAGAAAUCAACCCUUGCCCUGAUAACAGAAAGCCACAGGUUGGCCUCGCCGCUGUCAGUCACGCAGCUCCCAGGGGCCUCGGGCAGGUUCAAAAGAAGAACGUCCUCGCCCCCGUCAUCUCCACAGCUCAGUCCCGGGUGUAAAGCGGAGAGCUGUAAAUCCGAGGCGGUGAGCUCAUUCGCCCUAAAGGUGCCAAAGCUGGAAAGCCUCGGCGCGUUACCUCGCGGCAGCCUCCCGGAGAGAGAAGAUGGCGGCGGCCCGAAGCCGUCGGAAGACGACACGCACGGCCAAACCUCAUCAAACAGCGGCGGGAACUCGUGCAACCAGCAGCCCCUGGACCUGUCGAGCUCCGUCGGCAGGUGCAGGGACAGCGCGGUCAAGGUGCUUGGAGAUUCAGCUCUGGAUUUGAGCUUCGGUCGGAAGAGCAACGCCGAGCCCGAAUCGAAGGGGGGUCCAGCACCGCAGCCGCUGGUGAAAAAGAGGAAGCCCAACACCAGCAUGCUUGAAAAGGUGCUCAUGAAUGAUUAUUUGGGUCUCCCGCCUCCAGCAGAGGAGGGCCCCUCGGCCUUAGCAAACCUGAGUUGUUACAACUCGCGCUCCCCGAGCAUUGCCGCGGAGUCCGCCCACCCCUCCCCCCCCUCCUUGACCCCCGUCACCAUGAACCCCUCUUCCCCCGGUGACUCCAGCGUGACGUCCCCGACGCCGCCUCCCCCCCUGCUACCUACCAUACCGUCUCCCCCAGCUGUGCCCGGCUCCCCCCUCUCUCAGCCUUCAGACUCCACGUCCCACAGACCUCUGCCCGUCCUCUCGCCCAAAAUGUCUCCCAGGUCGGUCGACCGCAGUCCCCCGUCUGACUCGGAGGACGAUUCGUCCGCCGAUGGAAACGAAGACGAGACCCGUGUGCCACAGGACCUCCCGAGCAGUCCCCUCAAAGAUCCGGCUGAACGCUCGGCGUCAUUUAGCCCCCCCGCAAACGGAAAAAUGAACCAAAGCGACGACUCGGUAACCGAGGAAUCUCCUUCCGUCCUCGCGCCGCAGCCAGAAUCCUCCUCUUCUCACGAUCAGUCCCCAUCGCCGCCUUCGCUGACCCCUCCUCCGAUUAAGAUCAAAGAGGAGCCUCAGGCCUGCACGGAUGAGCCGCCGGUCACGAAUCACGCCGCUGCGCCCGGGGCGGACCCCUCGCCUCGGCCCGCCGCUCCGGGCAAAACAGCGGAGGGCGUCGACUCGGCGUACUGCACGACCUUUGUGUGCAACGUCUGCGAGGAGCCGUUCGACUCCAUCAAAGAGCUGAGCGGCCACAUCGCCGAGCACGCCGCCGACUGGCCCUUCAAGUGCGAGUUCUGCGUGCAGCUGUUUGGCGACGCCGCCGCCCUGCUGGCUCACCGCACGGCGCUCCACGGCGUGGGCAGGAUCUUUGUGUGCUCGGUUUGCUCCAAGGAGUUUGCCUUCCUCUGUAACCUGGAGCAGCACCAGAAGGAUUCGCAUCCAGCCGAGACGUGCUCCCACACGGCCGUCGAAAGUGGCAAGCUCAGGCCGCAGAACUACACGGACCCGUCCAGAGCCAAAGAGGAGAGCAGCCCCUCAACGCCGGCGCCGGACGCCACCGACGAAGCAGCAGCAGCAGCAGCGGCGCCGCCGCCGCGCGGCGACGAGGACUUGGCGAAAGAGGAGCCCGGCGUUAACGGUAACCACGCGGAGGGGGGGCCGGAGGACCCCAACGAGGAGCUGUACACUACAAUAAAGAUAAUGGCCUCGGAAGGCGGGAAGCCCAAAGCCCCGGAUGUCCGCCUCGGCCUCAACCAACACUACCCCAGCUACAAACCGCCGCCGUUUCCCUACCACAGCCGCUCCCACGCCGGCUCGGUGGCCUCGGCCACCAACUUCACCACCCACAACAUCCCGCAGACGUUCAGCACCGCCAUCCGCUGCACCAAGUGCGGCAACAGCUUUGACAACAUGCCCGAACUGCACAAGCACAUUUUGGCCUGUGCCAGUGCCAGUGACAAGAAGCGCUACACUCCCAAGAAAAACCCCAUCACCCUCAAGGAGAUCGUGAAGAGUCCCAACGGCGUGGCGUCCCCCUCGGCCGCCGCCGCCGCCGCCGCAGGCCAGAGUCCUUUCCGAAGAAUGGGGCAGCCAAAGAGACUCAACUUCAACCAAGACACAAAUGGGAAAACGAAAAUGAGCGCCCUCAGUAAGAAGAAAAAUCAGCUCGUCCAGAAGGCGAUUUCACAGAAAAAUAAAGCUGCCACCACGGCGAAGAAGACUCCCGUGAAAGAGGAGGAGCAGCAGCAGCAGGCCUCUAACGCUUGCCCCCACUGCAGUCGCGAGUUCACCUACCCUGCAAGCCUCGGCAAGCACAUGGCCUUCAGCUGCCCCAUGAAGCCCGCUGUGAAAAGGGGCAAGAAAGGCCUGGCGGAGGUGAAAAAAGAGGCGGUGGAGAGAACCCUCAAGCUCCGAAAGAAAGCCUCCGACUCUGAGGCGGAGCCGGAGCCCAAACGCCUCGGAAAGACCAGGGCUCGAAGCUCCGGCGCGGCGGAGCCCGAACCCGCCCAGGCAAGCAGAGGAAAAGCCGCUGCCGGCGCCGGGCCGGGCCGACUGAAGAGGCCCGCCUCGUUCCCGGCAUCCGUUUCUGCCAGCAAAAAAACAAAGAAGGGCCAAUUUCAGUCACUACCUCCCACCCCGUCGGCCCCCGACACUCCCGGUGACGGCGCACAACAACAACAACAGCAACAGCAGCAGCGGCCGGCCAUGAGAAUGCAGCGUAUGGGCAAAGAGGCCCCUCCUAAGGGAUCAGGCGAGGCCAAAUCGCCGCCACCUCUUCCUGCUGCUCCUCCUCCGCAGCAGCAGCAGCAGCAGCUGAAGAAGGAGGAGCGGUUCUCCCUUCGAAUGAGGGAGAGAGUAGGUGGUCCAGUCACCAGGAGCUUACAAAUGGUCACCGCCGCUCCUUCUGUCGACGCCAAGACGGAAGAGGCGCCAAUUCAGGAGCCGAAAGAGACUCAGGAAGUGCUGUUGAAGUGAGCCAUGUGGACCCCGUGGAGCUCCCCUGGAUUUCCUGCUCGCACCUCUCAGGCAACACUCUGGACUAAUCAAGGCACUGACAGCACGGAGGUCAACCUUUUUGUGUGGUGGGAUUAUUCACUCAAAACACGUGACAUCUCGACUGCCUUUGCUGGAUUUAAAGGAGGACACUCUCUUUAUCUUCCAUCUAUCUUACGAACUGAACUGAGCCUCGAUUUUUAGCCAGCCUUGCAAAAAAAACGGAAAAAAAAAACAACGGAAAAAGAAA